CACUCAGCUGUUUUAUUAAGUACAUGUGCAAAGAGGAAUCACGAUGUUACACUUAACUACAUUCAAUGCAAACGUGCAGGAAUCAAAGAUUUCUGGAUGACACGGUGACUUACUUUACUCAUGAGAUUCUGAGGAUUAGGACGCAGGUGCAGUGGGUCAUUUUCAGCUAAAAGUCAACAAAAGCAUAAGCUGCUGUUUACAUCUGACAUCAGACUUCUGAUGUCUGAUUCUAGGGUGUCCUCUGUCAUCCAGGAGUGGGCCAGCUCGUAUCCUAGUCAGGCCCACUCCCUGAACCCGGUCUCCUCCAACCAGGUCGCCUCCACCGGGCAGCUGGUUCAGAUGGACAUGAUUCCCUACGGCCAGACCCAGGGAAUGAUGCGGGUGGGCACCGAGGACAGAGUGGCAGGGCAGAUGAUGGGACUGCCGUACUUACCUUACUCCACAUCCUGCGUUGGCAACACCUCGAGUAUGGGAGGCACAAACCACCACCAGAGCCACAGCAGCCCUCAGCAGGACUUCUCCCCCUUCCUCCUGCCGAGCAUGAGGAGUCCCGUGCCGAAGAGGAGCAUCAGCAAGGACAGCGCGGAGUACCGCAUGAGACGGGAGAGGAACAACAUCGCCGUGAGGAAGAGCCGGGACAAGGCCCGCAGGAGGAUCCUGCUGACCCAGCAGAGAGCCGUGCAGCUGCAGGACGAGAACCAGAAGCUGCAGCUGAGGAUAGGGCAGCUGACGCAGGAGCUGGACACUCUCAAACACAUCCUGUCGCAGCGGCACCUGCAGGGAGGAGAGGACAGCGCAGUAGGAGAGGCCGGGAUGUGAAGCACUAGUCCUUUCAUAAACACACACACACACACACACACACACACACACACACACACACACACACACACACACACACACACACACAGACAUAUACACACACACACGCACGCACACGCACACACACACACACA
Betta splendens (Siamese fighting fish) is the source of this 953-nucleotide messenger RNA. It is a transcript of the gene cebp1, whose product is annotated as CCAAT/enhancer binding protein (C/EBP) 1. The transcript is spliced from 3 exons. NCBI's taxonomy places the organism in Eukaryota, Metazoa, Chordata, Actinopteri, Anabantiformes, Osphronemidae. Gene Ontology annotation, molecular function: DNA-binding transcription factor activity, RNA polymerase II-specific; RNA polymerase II cis-regulatory region sequence-specific DNA binding. Gene Ontology annotation, biological process: DNA-templated transcription; myeloid cell differentiation; regulation of transcription by RNA polymerase II. The record is from RefSeq and is a predicted model, not a curated record. Bases 220 to 819 code for a protein of 199 amino acids.